Messenger RNA from Rangifer tarandus platyrhynchus (Svalbard reindeer), 1521 nucleotides. The record is from the annotation of a GenBank genome assembly. Lineage: Eukaryota; Metazoa; Chordata; Mammalia; Artiodactyla; Cervidae.
AUGCGCCCCGCGCCCGGCGCCCCCCGCGCGGCCCCGCCCCCAGCCCGGCGGCAGCCCCGGUUCCUGCGCGGCCGGAGCGUCUCGGGCAGCAGCGGCGGCACCGGCGGCGGCAGCGACAGCAGCGCGGGCGCCGAGCGGGAGGACGACGACGAGAGCGCCAGCAUCAGCAGGCCGCUGGUGUCCGCCGAGCCCCCGGGGACCCCCGCCGCCUCCCGCGCCUCCACGCCCACCUCCGCGCGCAGCAUGACCGCCGCUGACCUGGGCGCGGGCGCCGUGGCCGGGGCCGUCGGGGGUGCGGGCGGCCCCGGCCCCGGCCCCGGCCCCUCCUGCCGUUCGUGCUGCGGUUGCUGCGGGCGCCGGGCCAGGUCGGCCCGCGGGGGUGGGCGCCGCGGCUGCUCCUCUGGCUCGGGCUGCCGCUGGGGCUACCAGGCGCUGUCCGUGGCGCUGCUGCUGGCGCAAGGCGGCCUGCUGGACGUGUACCUCAUCGCCGUCACGGACCUGUACUGGUGCUCCUGGGUGGCCACCGACCUGGUGGUGGCGGCGGGCUGGGCCAUCUUCUUCGCCAAGAACAGCCGGAGCCGUCGGGGCGGCGCACACGCCCACCAACCGCAUCACCCGCACGCCGCGCCCCUGCACCUGCCGGCCGCCCCCGCCGGGGCUGCGGGCGCCAAGGCGCGCGGUGCGCGCGGGGGCGCGGGUGGCCUGGGGCCGGCGGGGCCGGUCGGGGCGGCCGGCGAGUUCGCCUUCGCCUACCUGGCCUGGCUCAUCUACUCCAUCGCCUUCACGCCCAAAGUGGUGCUCAUCCUGGGCACGUCCAUUCUGGACCUCAUCGAACUGCGCGCGCCCUUCGGCACCACGGGCUUCCGCCUCACCAUGGCGCUUUCGGCGCCGCUGCUUUACUGCCUGGUGCGGGCCAUCGGCGAGGCGGGUGCCGCCCCCGGCUCCGCGGGCCCCCUCCUCCUGCAGCCGCAGCGGCACCGCGCCGCCGGCUGUUUCCUGGGCACGUGCCUGGACCUGCUGGACAGCUUCGCGCUGGUGGAGCUGAUGCUGGACGGCCGCGCGCCGCUGCCGGCACACCUGCGCUACCUGCUCCUCGCCGUCUACUUCCUCGCGCUCGCCUCGCCGGUGCUCUGGCUCUACGAGCUCCACGCCGCCGCCUCGCCCCGAGCCCGGGCCUCGCGGCCGGGCGGCUGCAGCUGUCUCCUGCGCCUCCUGGGCAGCUGCCUGGUGGAUGCGCCCUUGCUGGCGCUGCGCUGCCUGCUGUCCCUGAGCUACCAGCAGCCGCUCUCCGUCUUCAUGCUCAAGAACCUCUUCUUUCUCGGCUGCCGCGGCCUGGAGGCCCUGGAGGGCUGCUGGGACCAGGGGCUGCCGGCAUCCCCUAGUCGAGCCAGGUCCGGCUACGGUGCUCCGCCCUCUGCCCCGCCGGCGCCCGGAGCCCCCCAACUGGGCCACUGCGUCUCUGAGGACGAGGGGUGCGCCCACGGCUAUGUCAACACCCUGGCUGUGGCUUCCCAGAAUUGA